Durio zibethinus is the source of this 3299-nucleotide messenger RNA. NCBI's taxonomy places the organism in Eukaryota, Viridiplantae, Streptophyta, Magnoliopsida, Malvales, Malvaceae. The record is from RefSeq and is a predicted model, not a curated record.
UUAUAUAAGAUAUAAGAUUUCAGCGACAGAAGAAACCCAAAAUUAGGGGAAAAAAAAUGAAAGAGGAUAUGGGUCUCGAUUACUUUUUCACAUUUCUCAUCUCAAAAUCCAUAAAAAACAAGAACUUGAAGCUAGGCUUACUUUUACAUUCACAAUUUAUCAAAAAAGCUCUAACCUUUAAACCCUUUAUAACCAACCAUCUUAUAUCCAUGUACUCAAAAUUCAAUGAAAUUAAAAGUGCGCAAAAGGUCUUUGAUGAACUUCAUGUGAAAAACAGCCAUUCUUGGAACAUUCUUAUUUCUGGGUAUUUACAACAUGGUCAUUUUGAUAGAGCUUGUAACUUGUUUGAUAAAAUGCCAAGGAGAAAUCUUGUAAGUUAUAAUUCAUUGAUUUCUGGGUUUUCCCAACAUGGGUUUUACAAAGAAUCAGUAAAUAUGUUCAAAAAAAUGCUAAAUGAAUCUGAUCAUCUGGUUAUUGAUGGCUAUACGGUUGUUAGUGUUGUUGGUGCUUGUGCUUGCUUAGGUGCUUUGAAAUUGUUGUGUCAGGUUCAUAGCUUUAUUAUAGUUUUUGGUUUAAAGUUGGAUUUGAUUGUUUACAAUGCUUUGAUUGAUGCUUAUGGGAAAUGUGGGGAGGCAGAUAGUGCGUAUAGGAUUUUUAAUCAAAUGAGUGAAAGGGAUGUUGUUUCCUGGACUUCUAUGGUCGUUGCUUAUACUAAAGUGUCUAGAUUGGAGGAUGCUUGUUGUGUAUUUAAUAAAAUGCCAGUUAAGAAUACGGUAUCUUGGACUGGUUUAAUAACGGGCUUUGCACAAAACGGUCGUGGAAAUGAAGCAUUGAAUCUUUUUCAGCAGAUGUUGGAGGAAGGAGUGCAGCCUAAUGCAUACACAUUUGUUUCUGUUUUAAGUGCUUGUGCAGAUUUAGCACUUAUUGGAAAAGGUAAACAGAUCCAUGGACGCAUAGUUAGAGUUGGCAGCAGACUUGAUUUGUUGAAUCAAUUUGUUUUUAAUGCUUUAAUUGACAUGUACUGCAAGUGUGGAGCCAUGGACUCAGCUAAAUUACUGUUUGAGAGGAUACAUGAGAAGGAUGUUGUUUCAUGGAACUCAUUAAUAACUGGGUUUGCUCAAAAUGGGCACGGAGAGGAAUCACUUAAUAUGUUCAGAAUGAUGAUACAAGCAAACAGAAGGCCUAAUCACGUCACAUUUCUUGGGGCAUUAUCCGCUUGUAGUCACGCAGGUCUGAUCUUUGAAGGAAUGAGGAUUUUAGAUUUGAUGGAAAAGGAUUUUGGUGUGACCCCUAGGUCUGAUCAUUAUGCAAUCUUGAUUGAUUUGCUUGGAAGGCAAAACAGGCUUGAGGAGGCAAUGAAUAUGAUUAAGAGAACUCCUAAUGGACCGAAUCAUGUUGGCAUGUGGGGUGCGCUUUUAGCUGCUUGUUGUGUCCAUGGUAACUUAGGUCUUGCUAGGAAGGCAGCAGAGGCUCUGUUUGAACUGGAACCGAAGAAUGCUGCCAGAUAUGUAAUGUUAUCAAAUGUCUAUGCUGCAGCUAAAAGAUGGGACGAUUCCCAUGCAGUGAGAAGGCUUAUGAAGCAGAGAGGUCUAAGGAAAGAAGCGGCUUAUAGUUGGAUUGAGGUGAGGAAUGUACUACACGAAUUUUUGGCGAAAGACAAGAGCCAUUCUCAGAUAGAAAAGAUAUGCGAAGUGAUCCUCGUACUGGUAGAUCAUAUGAAGGAUGUUGGGUACGUACCCCUCAGAGAUGGUACUUUGUUUCAUGAUGAAGAUGACCAGUAACUCGUACUGGAGGUGAUGCUGCUAACCAAUCUCCAGCUACCUAUUGCAUCCUUAACACUUGCUUACUUUUAUGGAAAUCCCGAAUUUAGUUUGAAGGAUGCCUCGUAGAGAGAAUCUAAUGCUCUGAUUAUGAAGCUCCAGGUGGAUUCAUCUUGAAGAUCUAUUUGUCAUUUUACUAUCUUCUGCUAUCAGAAGCCUGUGUAUCCCUGGCAGUAUUGAGUUCUUGCCAUACUUUUUGUCCUUGGUUAAGGACUCAGACUGUAGUAACUUAUAGCAUCAGAUUCUCACAUUUUGAGGUAUCGAUUUGGUGGCUUCAGGAAUACCUAAGCUGUCCAGAUGGCCCUGCCCUCAUUUAAUAAUAAUAUUGAUCUGUAGCAUUUAAUGAUAUGGCAUUCAUUGAACAGCUGUGAUGUGAUUCAUUCACAUGUAUUUUAGUGUCAUGAUGUAAGCAGUAAAUUAGGGUUUAAGCUCAUGACUAACAACAAAUUACUACAAUAUGAGUCAACUGUUGUUCAGUUAUUGCAGCAUCAACUUUUGCAAUUUAGUUGGACCCUACAUAAAGAAAGGGAGAAUGAAAAAAUAUAGGCAGUGGGGACUGGUAAUUUCCUAUCAAGAUAUACUCUUACACCAUUCGUUCAAGCAAGUUCAGUGUGAGGAUCCAAGAAUUUAGUCAUGUUCACGUGAAACUUCUUAAAAUGGGGAGUCACUGAGUCAGCAUCACAAUCCUGUGAAGAUUUGUGCAGCAGGAGGAGAAGGACAGCAUACUCGUGGACUGAAACCUAUGUUCUACUAGAACCUGGACAAGAUGAGAAGUUUGUCUCUGAUGAAGAGUUGGAAGCCAUGUUAAAGGGCUGGCUUGAAAAUUGGCCAGAGAAGACCCUUCAACCAUACCUGCAAGAUUUGUGACCAUUGACGAUGCUGUUUCUUACUUAAUAAGAUCUGUUUGUGAACCUGAAAUAGAUGGAGAUGUUGGUUCAAUUCAAUGGUAUCAGUUUCGACUAGAGUGAGAAGAGUAGGCAUAGGUCUUGACCAUUUAGCAAUCAUGUAACUUACUUCCAUUUGAAUGAUGGAAACGUUAUAUAUAUAUAUAUAUAUAUAUAUAUUAGAUUUGCCACUGUAGAAUGGAAGCAUAAUAUAAUUUUACUACCAUAUUUCAUCAAAGAAAUGCUAUUUUUCCAGCAGAAAGAAAUAUUAGAUACAAGAAAGAAGUGUUGCUCUCAUUUUAAUUAAAGAUUAAAUGCAUAUUUACCAGGUCUGAAUGUUGUCUGAAAGUGACUCCCUACCUACUCCAAUAAAUCAACCAGUUAUCGGUUGGGCACUAGGUAUACUAGUCAUCAUCAUUUUCCUCUUUAGCAUGUGUCGCCAAUGACCAUAUCUAUGGUGGUCUUUCUUCUUCUCCCUGUCAUUCCCUCUCUUUCCUCUCCUCCUCUAAUGUUUAGGUACGUAAAGAAUCAGUGGACAAGGUUAAGCUAAACAAAAAGAAACAGUUCAUGUUUAGUUUUUGAGUUAAUAUGUAAU